This is a messenger RNA of Fusarium coffeatum, 840 nucleotides long. RefSeq lists its product as uncharacterized. Gene Ontology annotation, molecular function: feruloyl esterase activity; serine-type peptidase activity. The record is from RefSeq and is a predicted model, not a curated record. The coding region runs from base 1 to 840 and encodes 279 amino acids. The transcript is spliced from 2 exons. Gene Ontology annotation, biological process: proteolysis. NCBI's taxonomy places the organism in Eukaryota, Fungi, Ascomycota, Sordariomycetes, Hypocreales, Nectriaceae.
AUGCGUUCCCCCAUCGCUUUCUGUCUCGCCCUUCUGGGUGCUGCUCAGCUUGGAGACGCUGCCUCAGCUGGCUGCGGCAAGCAGUCUCCCGGCAGUGGCCGCAAGAACAUGCAGGUCAACGGUAAGAACCGAGAGUACAUCCUCCAGGUUCCCAACAACUACAACGCAAACAAGCCUCACCGUCUUGUCUUUGGUUACCACUGGCGUGAUGGUAACAUGAACAACGUCGCCCAGGGUGGCUUCUACGGUCUUCAGGGCCUUGCUGGUGACUCCACCAUCUUCAUUGCCCCCAACGGUCUUAACGCCGGUUGGGCCAACCAGGGCGGUGAGGAUAUCACUUUCACCGACCAGAUGCUCGACUUUGCCAAGAAGAACCUUUGCAUUGAUGAGAAGCAAGUCUUUGCUACUGGCUGGUCCUACGGAGGAUCCAUGUCCCACAGCGUCGCCUGCUCCCGACCCAACGACUUCGCUGCUGUCGCCGUCAUCUCCGGUGCUCAGCUCUCUGGCUGCAACGGUGGUAACACCCCUGUUGCCUACCUCGGAAUCCACGGUGCCUCUGACAACGUUCUCGGAAUCAACCUCGGCCGCCAGCUCCGCGACAAGUGGAUUGGCACCAACGGCUGCCAGCAGAAGAACGUCAACGAUCCUGGCCCAGGUGCUCGGAACCACGUCAAGACUACCUACCAGUGCAGCCGCAAGCCCGUUACCUGGAUCGCCCACGGUGGUGGCCACGUUCCCGACCCUACCGGUACCAACGGCGCCAAGUUCGCUCCUGGUGAGACCUGGUCAUUCUUCAACGCUGCUGUUGGCGGUGGUCGCAGCACUGGUCGACGCUGCUAA